AUGACUAUCAUAUAUUCAUCUGGAUGUCAUUGCCCUGGAUCAAAUCCUCAGCACCUGCAACUCCUAAGAGCAGGACUAUUUCCUGCCAGCUCCACAUGGCCCAGGACUGUUUUCACCUUCAAAGUACUGGAUCAUUUUCUCAUUGAUGCCUUGGAAUGCAAGACUUUGGCCAGGAGCUUCUUUGAGAAGCUCACAUGGCUAACCAAUAAUGCAUUUCCAGAUACUGUUCCAGAUCAUUAUCAUGAACUCAUAAGAGUAUCUCGCCUGUGGCGGGACUUGAAGAACCAGAAAUGGUUUGGAUUUGGCCAUGAUAUGGAUUCAGGCCCUGGCCCAGGAGAUCUUGCUAUCUUCUGCCCUUCAUGUCCACAGCCAGGAAUAAACAUGCCUCUUUGUUGGGAAGAGAAGUAUGAAAGGCAAGUUGAUUAUUUGUGGCUUGUCAUGAAGAGAUUUGUGGUAGACAGAAACUUUACUGCUCAUCAUAUGAAUAUGAGACAGCCCGAACUAGACAUUUUCCUCUCAGAUGGUUUAGGUUAUAUAGUCACAGAGAGAGAAUAUCAAGCUCAUUUGGCCUCAGCUACAGAGAGUAAAGAGAGGUCUGCUUGUAGUAACCAUCAAGCACAUGCUGCCAAUGGAAUUGACAACUCCCUGGUAAUUUAUGAUGUGGGCUGCCAGUGGAAUCUCCACUUUGCAGAACACAUUAACAAUUGCUCUGGCUUGAGCCUCCCUGACAACACUGAGAUUGUUGCUGCAGUGGGAAAAUUUCAUCUCAGCGCUCAUAAGCUCCUAUGUUUUGCCAGAUAUAGCCUGAAUUUCAUUGUAGGAGCUGGGCAAGUUGAUGGGGAAAUUCUAGAGACCCUCUGGGCUCCCUUUAACAAGAUUUCUCCAACAGCACGUUCUAUGAGCCAAGCCCACCAUCAAGAAAUUCUAGAUGAUCAUAUGCAGAACUCAAAUUGGAAAAAACUUGUUGGGAUUUGUGAGUGGGUAUAUUUGGAAUAA
Messenger RNA from Suillus subaureus, 996 nucleotides. RefSeq lists its product as uncharacterized. The transcript is spliced from 6 exons. The record is from RefSeq and is a predicted model, not a curated record. The coding region runs from base 1 to 996 and encodes 331 amino acids. NCBI's taxonomy places the organism in Eukaryota, Fungi, Basidiomycota, Agaricomycetes, Boletales, Suillaceae.